This is a messenger RNA of Drosophila hydei, 633 nucleotides long. Its product is annotated as glycine-rich protein 5. The coding region runs from base 1 to 633 and encodes 210 amino acids. The record is from RefSeq and is a predicted model, not a curated record. The transcript is spliced from 2 exons. Lineage: Eukaryota; Metazoa; Arthropoda; Insecta; Diptera; Drosophilidae.
AUGAAGGUAUUUGUCUGCUUGCUGGCCACCUUGGCCCUAGCUAAUGCUGGACAACGCGGCGGUGCAGGUGGCGGUGGCUAUCUGCCUGGUGGAGGACGCGGCGGCGGUGGUGGUUUCAGAAAUGGUGCCGGACUCACUUCGCAUGUCUCGCAGUUGCACGGCAACACAAAGGUGCACAUUGGUGGACAGGGAGGCGGUGUUGGCGCCUAUAGCGGUGGUGGUGGAGGCGGAGGCUAUGGCGGCGGUGCUGCUGCCGGAGGCUAUGGCGGUGGUGCUGGUGGUGGCGGCUGGCAAGGCGCCGGCGCUGGUGGUGGACGCGGAGGCUAUGGUGGUGCUGGCGGAUUUAGCGGCGGUGCUGCAGCCGGUGGCUGGCAGGGAGCUGGUGCUGGUGGCGGCUAUGGCGGCGGCGGUGCUGGCGCUGGUGCUGGUGGCUGGCAGGGAGCAGGUGCUGGCGGCGGUCGCGGCGGCGGCUAUGGCGGCGGUGCUGGUGCUGGUGGCUGGCAAGGCGCUGGUGCUGGUGGUGCGGGCAAUGCUUGGGGCAAUCCAGCUUCUUUUGAAUAUUCAGUGAACCAUGGAGCUAGCUCCUCAGUUGGCGGCGGCUCUCGCGGUGGUGCCGGCUGGUGGAACGAUUAA